Molecule: messenger RNA, 668 nt
Organism: Myotis myotis
Lineage: Eukaryota; Metazoa; Chordata; Mammalia; Chiroptera; Vespertilionidae
Product: ATP synthase subunit delta, mitochondrial-like
Exons: 1
Coding region: 216-668 (150 amino acids)
Biological process (GO): proton motive force-driven ATP synthesis
Molecular function (GO): proton-transporting ATP synthase activity, rotational mechanism
Source: RefSeq, a predicted model, not a curated record
GGACAAGGCCCCGACAGUGAGCCUCCCGUAGCACUGAGGCGGCUGAGCUGAGGGUCCCUGAUGCUUCUACGUUGCACACACAACUAGAAAAAGUCAGCCAACAUCAGACAGAAUGAAUGAAAAGAAACCAUUAGAGGCGCAUCGUCCUCCUCGCCCUCCAGGCUGCCCGCCUACCACCCGAGUCUGACCACCGUCCUCUCCGUGCUGCUGCUGCUAUGCUGCCCGCUGCGCUGCUCCGCCGCCCUGGCCUGGGUCGCCUCGUGCGCCAGGCUCGCGCCUACGCCAAGGCCACGGCCGCCCCAGCCCCUGCCGUGGGCCCGGGACAAAUGUCUGUCACCUUCGCCUCUCCCACACAGGUCUUCUUCAAUGGCGCCAUCGUCCAGCAGGUGGAUGUGCCCACGCAGACAGGAGCCUUCAGUAUCCUGGCAGCCCACGUGCCCACCCUGCAGGUCCUGCGGCCAGGGUUGGUUGUUGUUCAUGCUGAGGAUGGCACCACCUCCAAAUACUUCGUUAGCAGCGGCUCGGGCACAGUGAACGCUGACUCAUCAGUUCAGUUACUGGCUGAAGAGGCUGUGCCGCUGGACAUGCUGGAUUUGGGGGCGGCCAAGGCAAACUUGGAGAAGGCACAAUCGAGCUGUCAGGGCAUCCGGCGAGGCCAUGAGGGCUGA